GACCGGGUGAAACGGCAAUAUCGCCAUGAUCCAGCGACUCCAACUGGGCACCGACCACCCGCGGCUCUCCAAGCUCAUGAGCGACGACAGCAGCGAGUCCGAGCGGUCGGCCCGAGUUGCGCCCCGCGUCGCCGCCCGCGACCUCUCCUCCCCAGAGUACCCACCGGCUCCUUCUGCGUCGUCCGAUUUGCCAUGAUUAUCCUUAGCUUCGAUCGCAUUCUCGGGUUCAAGAGCACCGGCUUGGAGACCAAAGCGACGGCAGACGUCAAGGGGUCUGUGGACGGCACGACGGUCGUCACGGUCGUCGCCUCGAACGAAUACGAAGAUGUGCCGCACGAUGUCGACGUGGCCGAACCCAAGUCGCCGUCCCGCGGCAUCGGCGGCAGCAUCCACUCGUUCAUUUUUGGCAUCAAGAACGGCAACAACACAGCGAAGCGGUCGGCGCCACCGCCGAGCCCGCCGACGCAGCUGCGUCACGACGCCAAGGGACAGAAUAACACACUUGUGAUCGUGCGCAAGCCCGUGAAAUCGUGGGACGAACCCCAUCCGGUCCUUGCACCAGCGGACGAGGAGACCACAAUUGAAGCGUUUACAUGAAUUACGGUUUAUAUAUAAUUGUUGAUAGAAAUUAGUCAAACAGAGAUAACGUGAUCAGA
Molecule: messenger RNA, 656 nt
Organism: Saprolegnia diclina VS20
Lineage: Eukaryota; Oomycota; Saprolegniomycetes; Saprolegniales; Saprolegniaceae
Exons: 5
Coding region: 193-597 (134 amino acids)
Source: RefSeq, a predicted model, not a curated record